This is a messenger RNA of Schizophyllum commune H4-8, 831 nucleotides long. RefSeq lists its product as uncharacterized. The record is from RefSeq and is a predicted model, not a curated record. The coding region runs from base 1 to 831 and encodes 276 amino acids. The transcript has 2 exons. NCBI's taxonomy places the organism in Eukaryota, Fungi, Basidiomycota, Agaricomycetes, Agaricales, Schizophyllaceae.
AUGACCACAAUCGACGCAGACGCAACUCCACAGGACGACUUCAAUGUAGACGGCUGGACCUGCGUUGUCACGGGCGGCAAUACCAGCAUCGGCCUCGCAAUCUCGAAAGCGUUCGCGGAUAACGGCGCUCGCGUAUACAUCUCGGGUUGCCGCCGCGAUACUAUACGUUCACCCGCUCAGGUCUCAGCUUCCCAGGACGCGCACCUGAAGGGCGAAAUCAUCCUCCUGCACCCCGCAUCCAUAACUCAGCUUGUUGAGCUCAUCAGCGAGCGCGAGGAAUCCAUUGACGUCCUAGUCAACAUAGGUGACAUCGCCAACGACGGAAUGGCCGCUAAAACGGUCCCAAACGCCCUCAGCAUGACUACUCUGAGGGAGACUACGGACGCUCGGGAGCCCACGGACGACGUCCACGACCUGGUCUCCCUCUACGCCUGCAUCUCUCUCCUAUCUCAUGGCCUCGCCGCCAGUCACUUCUCCGAAACCGCAGCCUUCAUGCCCCUCCUCUCCGCCGCCAACCGCGCAGGGAACACCGCCAUUGUCAUCAACUAUCCACCCUCCGAAGCUGACGAGGGCAGCGCGCUCUGUCGCCUGGGGUGCACGCCGUCCAAGGCGGUCUCCGUCCAUCUGACGACCCUCGUGGCGCUGGAGAUGAGGCGUAAGAUGGCGGGCGUUCGCGAUUUGAGAAUUGUGACGGAGUCGUUGCCCGCGACGAGUGAAGGACCGGAAGACUCAAAAGCAUCUCGUGUUGAUGCUGAGGAUGACGCCGCUCGAGCGGCGCUCUUGCUUGCAUGCCAGCAGCGUGUGAGCGGCUCGCCUGCUACCGUAACCUAA